Molecule: messenger RNA, 3471 nt
Organism: Siniperca chuatsi (mandarin fish)
Lineage: Eukaryota; Metazoa; Chordata; Actinopteri; Centrarchiformes; Sinipercidae
Exons: 2
Coding region: 71-610 (179 amino acids)
Biological process (GO): cellular response to BMP stimulus
Source: RefSeq, a predicted model, not a curated record
UCUUCCCUAGCUCCUCCCCUUCCCAUGGUCCCUUAUAUAUCCCCCGCCACUACAUUCAGCAGAGUGUACAAUGUGCUGCCAGAGAGCCAGCAGGCAGUGUACAGAGAAACAGCCAGAGAGGGAGGGAGAGAAGGGGAAAGUGCUAGAGCUUACUACGAACAGGAUCCAAGAGGCCAACGCUACAGCCUUGUUUCAGGAUCCACCAGCCCACACCAUCAAGAUGGGUGGCACAACGGGCCACCUGGCUUGCCAAACCCAGCCCCAGACCAACUCGGGGCAGGAGGGUCAGUCCCUGGAGGCCGGUGGUGCCAAAGUCCCUGAGGUGCUCUCCUCUCUGGAGCGUCUGUCGCAGGCCACUGGAGGCAUGGAGAAGUCCUGGUACCGCUGCAUCUUUCCCUUUGGAAUCAUCUCUUUGGUGAUCGGUGUAGCAGGAACGGGGGUGACCUACACCUAUAAUGACUUGCCUCAGACUAAAGUGGUGUCAGUGGUGCUACUUGUCAUGGGUCUUUUGCUGUUGCUGAUGGCCACCGCCUGUUGGACUGUCCACAAGAAGAAGAGAAGGAAAAAGAAAGAGGGAGGCUCGUUCACCUCUGAGCAGUGUCCCCUGUGAAGCACAUGGGGAAAGCAGUGAUAAGAACUCCAAAGCAGAGACAUAGCCAGGGCUCGGAGCUCAAGGGUUGGCUAAAGAAGCCGCCACUUCACCUCCUCCCAGCACCAAAUCCCCUCUAUUCUUUAUCACAGAGUUUGGCUCAGGUCAUACCGGAGAGAACUUGGGCUGAGAAAUCAUAGAGAGUGGAAGGACAGAUAGGUGGGACAUGAGGAUAUGUUUAGUCUGCGAAGUUUGGACCAUUUUGUAUUGUCAAGGAGGGAUCACCAAUGCCUCACACGUUUUUUUAUCGUCAGACAGCAAGUGUCCAGUGUCAAAACAACCUCGGAGGAGGCACACAAAUAUGCAUUGCACACUGCAUGCAUAUUUACACGCACGGAUACAUGGCCCUCGCAAUCGUCACUCACAUAUGCACUAGCAGUCACAGUGGGAGCUCGCGCAGACACCUAACACCCUAUGCAGAGCGGCUGCUGGAGUCAAUGCUGGCGUCACUAGGCACGUCAGUCACAGCAUUCCUCUUUCCAGGACAGGUGACUCUCCAAGAGGCCAGAAGUGGGCCAAAGACGGCAACCUGAUACCCAGCCGAAAGAGCAGCGCACCCGCGUCAGCGGCAAGCGUCAUUCACUCGUCCUGUGACACCGCAGCAAUGUGUUGGGGGCUUUUUUUACGCAAUGGGAGAGUGGAACUUGAGUCCAGUAGGAUCUUACUGGCAUCUGUGUGGACGAUGAACUGGAGAGGGCAGGGGACCUGCUGGGGAAGUGGAAGGUGUUUGUAUGUGCUCAAAUAAAGAUUCUGGUUAACUGAAAGACUGUUGGACCUUCACUACUAAGGAACAAAAGAUUUGCACAUAUUGCCAUGACCAUGCCAAGCAAGAGAAACUUUCAGUCAAGCAAAAUACUCUCAAAGGCCUUUUGUAGCUUCAGCUUCAAAUUACAAAGGAGUGGGGCACUUUCUUUUUGUCAAUAUGCGAGCAUUUAUGUCCAGCCUAGUGUCUUUGUGGGGCAGGGCAGGCCAGGAUUAUUGAAGGACACUGCCUGAAGGGACAUGACACUGCAGGGACACUUUGACUGAUCCUGCUCCCCUACAGCCCCUCCCGCUUGGUGCCUUGAGUAAGCACUCAUGGAAAAAGGCUCUGUCGCAUUCCCCUGUUUCCAUCUGAACCCCUGAGAAGGUCCCCUCUUGUUCUAUCCUCCUCCAUCCUACAGCCCCAGUUUCUGACUUGAUCCCACUCAUUUCCCCGUUGUGAUAUAGUCCAGUAGGAAGUAUGUACAGCCUUUUGACACACAAGUUAAGACACACACACAUGUACACACAUCCACAGACAUUUGUCUUUAUCUCUCUGUGCCAAAGAAAGUGGAUUAUUUUCUCUCUCAUAGUGGAAAGAAUAUUGACUGAGAGUGAGUGGCAAAUCCCUUUGUCAGUCUGAAAAUAGGGUACAAGGCUGUUCUCUAGUGAAUACUGCUUUAACGUUUAUGCUCUGAGUGACUCUGGGGUUUCCCUUUCCUUCACUUUUUCUUUUAGAGAGAAUGAGUGAAUGUAGAUGUGCUCAGCUCCACAUCUGUGAAUAGGGGCUUUCUGUUGGUGUGUGGUCUCACAGGAUGAGACACACAAUGGCAUUUUAUUCUUGUCUUAAAUAUUCUCAUUUCUGUCACUUGCAACGUUUGUCAUGUAAAGGAGUGCGUACUAGCACUCCUUUACCCUUGUGAACCACAUUGAUCACUGUUGUGUCGAUUCUGGCUACCAGAUUAGUGACGCUUGUUGCUGAGUAAAAUGUGUCUAUGCAUCCAGAGGUAGCAGUUGACGCACAAUGCCAAAGACUGUCCUGAAGGUCAGCUUGCCAAUACAAGGCUGCAUCUGCCUGUCUGCUUCAAUAGACAUGAAAUGCAUCAGUCCUUUCUCGCACAUUUUUUGCAGCUCAGUGUGCAUUAAGACGUUCUGUCGCAUACUGAUACUGACUGUCAGCCAAACUCUGUUAGUUUAAACAAAGGGAAGAAGGAACAAAAAGGAGCUAAUGGUGGAAGACAAAAGCAGAACCUGGGAAAUAAUUUCUUUCACUUUUAUGUGGGAGUGGGGAGCUGUUCCCGAUCAGCCAUCCUGAACAGGGCAGUAUUAUUCUUAGGGGAUAUGAUGUAUUACUGGCAACAGCAGUGAAAAUGCUGAGUUAACUGAAGUGGAGUAAGUGUUCUUUGAACCCUUAUCUUCUGACAAAAAAUAGGACUAACAUAGACUAAAAUAGGACUGUAUGACCACAUCAGCCCUUAAUUACUUUCAAGGUAAACUUAAAAGGAAAUGCUCAUGAAGAGUAUUUAUGAGUAUUUUUAUUUAGCUCAAUGCACGGGUGACCUCUGAACAGUGAGACAAGAGAGAAGCCCCAGUAUUAAAAUACAUUAGAUUAUGACAUUGACAACCUACGCACGCUUCUACUAUGCCCUGAAUUUUGGCUUGUGUAUCAAUGCAAUUUGCACAUGUAUAGUAUAGAUUUACUAUGUAGUACGUUGUGGUUGCAUAGCUGUACUAUAGCUGUAAUUUUCAAGCUAUAUUGUGCCUGUGUGUUGACACUACAAAUCGAUGGCAGGUGACCAGAAUUUGUUUGUUAGAGAUGUGAAGUGAUUUCCCUUCUGCCUUCUGAAAAAUUAAAGGGAAAAUCUACCUCUCUCUGCUGCAUGGGAAAUAUGUCCCUCAUUCAGUAGACAGCCAUGCUGCCUGCCUAUGCUGUUCGUCACUCCAGUGAGUGACACAAAAUAUGUUUCUUUGUGUGCCCUCUAAUAUUUGGUAAUGUAUAUACGACUAUUUUAUAUUUUUACUGUGUAUUUCUACUUAUAUGUACAUUUUAAGUGUUGUAUUAAAUAAAUGUUAUGUGAACA